CUGAUUCCUGAAAGAAUUUUUGUUUUUUCUUUGUUUAAACAAAAGUUAUUCACAUGUUUAUCGCGCACGACGUCAUUAGACCUUUUCUUCAUUUGUUUAAUCAAUUAUCUGUUUCGUAUCCAUAGUAAUGACCCAAAAUCGCUCUCAAUCAAUGUCUGUGUUUAUCCUGGCACUUCAUUCAACUUUAUACAGCGAUCAUACUCACUAUUUUACCAUUUUUUAUACAUUUAAGUGCGGUGUUUGUAAAAAUAAGAAAAACCAUGGAGUCGUUAAACUUUAAACCAGUAAAGCCCAUUUUGCAGCCGACGUAUCCACGUCUGCCGCCCGAGCAGACCGAGGUGGACUACCGGAACUCAAGACAGAUCAACGUUUGUGAAUUGGCCGCGCCAGAAUGGGAUAAACCAGCCAAUUGCAUCGACUUGGAGUGGGUGUAUGCGAAGAGGGAUUUGCGGAAUGUGACGCAGUAUCUGAAGAAGACGAGGGCGACUGCCGCCAUCGAGUAUGGCAAGAAUAAUAUCAAGUGGCAUGAGCUGCAGGAGAAGGAGGAGAAUUUGCGGCAGAGUUUUAUCAAGUUCGAACAAUUUGUUCUCGAAAAUGAAGACAAACGCCGCAGGGCUCGACGUAAAAUUGUCGAAGAGAAGCUGUUAUUGGAACAAAGGUGCCACAUGCUCAACUUAGCCCUUGCUGAACAACAGGGCCUUGUCGACGUCAAGCAGAAACUGGAUCAGAAGACGCGGGAGUACCGUAUUUAUGAAGACUUUCUCAAUCAAGUUGUGAUUAGCGACCAGCUACAUUACAAGACAAUUAGCGAUGUCAUCAACAGAUACAUGAUCCUGAUUGAGACCAAGGAUCAAGUUUCAGAGAAGAGGGCAAGGGAUAUGGAUGAAUUGGACCAGGCUAAAAUGCAAUAUGGUUUACUUUUGGACGAAAAAGACCUAGCAGUAAUGAUGCUAAACUCCCAACUAGUCGAACUAGUCGUCCGCCAUGAUCGCGCUCGUAGCCGGGCCCUACAAUGGGAAUCAAUCGUAAUCGAAAUCAAAGACAUCAUCGAACAGAAACACAUGGAACUAAUCGGCGUCAAAGUCUCCAUGUGGAAUAUGUACAAACAAAUGUGUUCCCGCCAGAGUCAACCACAAGUCCUAAGCAAGGACAACUUCGAAGGACAAUUAAUGUUCAUAAAGAAAACUCUCUCAGAACUAAAGAAAGUACGCCAGGUGGUGGAGAAACUCCUCGUCGGGAAGAACUACGUAGGAGUACCCAGAAAGAAGAAAGCCGCGAAGCAUAUCACCAUACAAACAGAACCAGGAGCCAAGAGCCGAAGCAGUAAAAUAGCUCGCGCCAGUCGACCAAGUCACCGACAAUCGGACGUAACAGCAGGUACAGCUGCUAUGAAAACAAAUAGUCUUUUGAAAGCUGAGUCGAAUGAGGAAGCUGGACCAGAACCGGAAAGGAAAAGCAUCAACGUCAUGGUAACACAUUUAUCAUCCGCACAAGUCCAAUGACCAAAUAUAAAAUUUCAAUAAAUAAAUUGAAAUAUUGACGUAGUACAAUACUAGAUACAUAAAUUACAGUUAAAAAUA
This is a messenger RNA of Dalotia coriaria, 1580 nucleotides long. Its product is annotated as coiled-coil domain-containing protein 42. NCBI's taxonomy places the organism in Eukaryota, Metazoa, Arthropoda, Insecta, Coleoptera, Staphylinidae. The record is from RefSeq and is a predicted model, not a curated record. The transcript has 4 exons. The coding region runs from base 261 to 1502 and encodes 413 amino acids.